CACAGAUCCACAGAAAGAGCCAAAGAUGUCGGCUCGGUCAUGUGAUCAGCUGUGUCCAAUCACAGCUGAUCACAUGUACACUGAUCAUCAGAGCACUGAUGAUCAGUGUGCCCUGAUGAUCAGUGAAGCCCCAGCAGUGCCACCUGUCAGUGUCCAUCAGUGCCAGUUGUCAGUGCUCAUCAGUGCCACGUGCCAGUACCCAUCAGUGCCACAUCAAUGCCACAUAUCUAUGCCUACCAGUGCACAUCAAUGCCAAGUAUCAGUGCCAAUCUGAGCUGCCUUUCAGUGCCAGUCCGUGUCACCUAUCAAUGCCAAUCAGUGCCACCUAUCAGUGCUGCCAAUCAGUGCCACCUAUCAGUGCCAGUCAGUGCCGCCUAUCAGUGCCCGUCAGUGCUGCCUAA
Molecule: messenger RNA, 401 nt
Organism: Staurois parvus
Lineage: Eukaryota; Metazoa; Chordata; Amphibia; Anura; Ranidae
Source: the annotation of a GenBank genome assembly